AUGGACAGAAAUUACCGCGUCGUUCGAACAGUGGAGACUGUCGGCGCUGCAACCCAGAUGGACAUGCAUGAGUUUCGAUUGAUUGAUGGCGGCAAGCGAGCACUGGUCACAAUCUACCAGCCCCGACAAUACGAUUUGGGUGCCUACGGUCUCGGUCCUGGCCUUGGCUGGAUUCUUGAUAGCUUAUUCCAAGAGAUCGACGUGGAGUCGGGAGAGCUGCUUUUCGAGGGGCGUGCGCUGGACCACAUUGCCCCGAGUUUCUCGUACACGUGCAUCGACUGCACCGAUACAAGCGGAAACGAAAUGACAAGAGACACACCGUGGGAUUUUUUCCACAUCAAUUCGAUCGACAAGAAUACCGACGGCGACUGCUUGAUCUCUGCUCGACAUGUGGGCGCGGUUUACAAUAUCUCAGGCGUGACCGGCCAUGUGGUCUGGCAGCUCAACGGCGCAAACCCGACUUUUAAGAACGUCAACCUGCACUUCUCAAGCCAACAUCAUGCAUUGUUUUUCAAAGAGAACGCGACACACACAUUGAUUAGCUUGUUUGUCAACGCAAGCAAUACCUUCAACAUCACGAACCAAGAGUCGCGUGGCAUGCUCAUUGGUAUCAACCAUGUAGAACACACUGCCAGUAAGCUUCAAGAGUAG
Ascochyta rabiei is the source of this 651-nucleotide messenger RNA. RefSeq lists its product as uncharacterized. The record is from RefSeq and is a predicted model, not a curated record. Lineage: Eukaryota; Fungi; Ascomycota; Dothideomycetes; Pleosporales; Didymellaceae. The transcript has a single exon. Bases 1 to 651 code for a protein of 216 amino acids.